GUAGUUCCAUCCGGUGCGUGCAGGCCGGUUCGGUUCAGUUGGUUAUUUCACUCACGAUCCACAACAUCGCAACAGACGGCGUCGCACCGCGAACACGUCGUACACGCCGCAGUCGUCCGCAGACCUCGUCCGAGUACAUAACACAAUACCGUGUCGCUUUUUUAUUUUUUUUUACGUACGGUUCCGCGACGGUUUUGCGGUUUUCGUCGUCGUCGCGUGUUUCGGCUGUUUUUCAACGGCAGUGCGCCGAACUCAUAACUCAUCCGUCCAAAGCGAAACGAUCUCGUCGCGAAAUUCACGGGCGACAUACGUAAUAUAAUUUGUAUAAAUUUACAUAUAUAUAUAUAUAUAUAUAUAUAUAUAUCGUACAAAACACUGCGGUGACAGUUUGCCGUUUCCGCCGUCAUGACAGAAGCUCAUCCUCGGAUCGUCAUCGCUCCGUGACCGCGAACUUUGGCCGCACUUUCGCACUUGCACUGGCCGCCGUCGCGACUCGGGGUGAUCGUGCGAGAUAUAAUCGCGCGUAGGAAAUCCGUCGCAGAGGAAACUGCGGACAGUGUAUACAAUACGACCAUUGUGCCGGGAGUGAAAUAAUAAUUAUACAAUACGGCGGUGAUAAUGGAAAAUCCUGCUUACAACCCGGAGGAGGGUCAGCGGAUGGCCAACGAGUGUUUGGCCGCGAGGUUAUUGUCCGGUAAGGACAACACGGGCGGUGGAGGCGGCGGCGGUGGCGGCGGUGGAGGCGGCAGCGGCGGUGGUAGCGUCGGCGGCGGCGGCGUCGGCGGUACCGGCACCGCGGUGUCCACGAUCUACGACCCACGCGCCUAUGGCAGCACCACCACCGCGGUAGUGACGACGCCCACGCCGGCCGCAUUCCAGCCGACCCGGCAACAACCCGGCAAGAGGUGUACCUGCUGGCAACCGCCCUCGGACAUACCGCAUUUGCAUAAGUGCAAUUCGCCGCCCAGGACCAUGUGCCACACCAACAUGUUUGUCCUGUACACGUUUCUGUUCUUCACCGCGAUCAUAUGCCUGACCACCAGCGUGCUGCUAUACAUCACUAGAAUACAAGUUCCACACAAAGAAAAAUUUACAUUAGUGGUAGAAGGCGAAUUUAAAAUUACAAAUAUCCCAUUCACGAUAAGCUUUGUGAAUAGAAAUUCUACUGAAUUUCAAGAAUUGAGUAACAAUAUCACGACUCAGCUGGACGAUACAUUCAAGUACAGUGAACUGUCCCCGUGGUACGAUGGCUGCGAGGUGACCGACCUCAGUCCCGGCACGUCGAAAGGCGUACAAGUGCAAUGCGAGAUCAAGUUCUUUCAAGACCCGGAAUCUGCGAUCGGCAUUGGACAGAUCGGUAUUGCGUUCCUCAAAACGCUUCGCAUACAGCACGGACAUACUUGGUUAGGCAACUACAGCGUGGACGUGCAGUCGAUCGGAUUCCAAAUGAGCGGCGAGUUGGGCGAAUGGACCGAUUGGUCCGAAUGGAGCGGUUGCGAGGACCCCGGUGACUACGUAGCUACCAGGACGAGAAAAUGUUUGACUCGAGACACGCGGGAACCAACAAGCGUGGACCGGUGUUUACUCAUACCAGGCAACAAGAGCGACCUGGACUUGAUGCCAUGUCGAAUAUAUCUGUCACAAAACUCCGACCUCGAUGAAUACUUCACAGUCCCACCGCCGAUUUCCACGUCCACCAGUAAAGAAGUUAUCGAACAGGCGCCGGUCAGCAAAGCCACUGAAAACGUUGAAGAUAAUUGGAUUUGUGAUGAAUGCAAGGAAGAUGAAGUGUGUUUAGCUGAUCGCGACGAAGGGAUUCUACAAUGUUUACCCAGUUUAGAUAUCAAAGAUAAAACUGGAUGUGGAGGCCGUUGUGGCAUAAACACUCAAUACUGUCAAAAUAUUCAUAGAAACGCGUACACUUGUGUGGAUACAUCGCCGUGUUCUAAGAAUGAGUUUGAGUGUGGAAACCGUAUGUGCGUGUCGGAUAAAGCAAAAUGUAAUGGUAUCUACGAUUGUUUCGACCAGUCAGACGAAAAAGAUUGUGCAUGCGAUCUUGAGACACAUUUCCGAUGUGGUAUACAGUGUUUGCCCAAGGCAAAAAUGUGCGACGGUGUAUCGGACUGUUGGAACGGCCACGAUGAACUGAACUGCACUCAUUGCGAAGACGGCAAAUUUGCUUGUAAUUCAAACGACGAAUGUGUAAGCCACGAUCGUUAUUGCGACGCUUACGCCGACUGUUCGGAUAAGUCCGACGAACCGUUAGGCUGUGAAGGUCCUUGCAGAAGUGAUGAAAAAGCUUGCAGAAAUGGUCGGUGUGUAAAAAUCUACAAACCUUGUGAUGAAAUAGAAGACUGCGGAAAUGAUUAUAAUAAUAAAACUAAUAAUUGUUAAUAUGUAAAAAAAAUAA
Molecule: messenger RNA, 2410 nt
Organism: Sipha flava (yellow sugarcane aphid)
Lineage: Eukaryota; Metazoa; Arthropoda; Insecta; Hemiptera; Aphididae
Product: low-density lipoprotein receptor-related protein 1-like
Exons: 10
Coding region: 619-2394 (591 amino acids)
Cellular component (GO): plasma membrane
Molecular function (GO): protein binding
Source: RefSeq, a predicted model, not a curated record